Messenger RNA from Erythranthe guttata (spotted monkey flower), 2941 nucleotides. RefSeq names its product S-locus lectin protein kinase family protein. The record is from RefSeq and is a predicted model, not a curated record. Gene Ontology annotation, molecular function: ATP binding; protein serine/threonine kinase activity. Lineage: Eukaryota; Viridiplantae; Streptophyta; Magnoliopsida; Lamiales; Phrymaceae. Gene Ontology annotation, biological process: protein phosphorylation; recognition of pollen.
CAAUAUCUGCUAAUUGUUAACUUUUGAGGGUCCAAUUGAGAAAUAAACAUAACUGAAAGGACCACCCUGCCAAUUACGGUAUUCAUAUUUGGUUCAAAUACCACAAAACAAAGUUGACUUGACAAAAUACAGACACAGUUUUUACUAACCACCAUUUUUGUAUGAACACAUGAUCUCUCUCUCUCCUCUCUCUCUCUCUCUCUCUCUCUCUCUCUCUCUCUCUCUCUCUCUCCUAGUUUUCCGUACAGAUUCUUCCUCAGACGACCCAUUCUCGUACUAUGAUUCAUCUCUUCAUCCUCCUCCUCUGUUUCUUCUUCAAAAACCCCUCUUCCUUUGCGGCGGACACCAUUUCCGGCAACCAAUCUCUCUCCGGCGACCAAACCAUCGUCUCCUCAGGCGGAAACUUCGAGCUCGGAUUCUUCUCACCAGGUAACUCCUCAAAACACUACAUCGGAAUCUGGUACAAAAAAGUCAGCGAACAAACCGUAGUCUGGGUCGCAAACAGAGAAACCCCAAUUUCCGACAAAACCUCCGCCCGCCUCACGAUUUCCGGCGGAAACCUAGUCCUGCUGAACGAGUCACAAUCCCAGAUUUGGUCAACCGGAGUAAACCCCCCGACCAAUUCCACCGCCGCCGUGCUGCUCGACGACGGGAACCUGGUUCUGACAAACGGGUCGGGUCCAAUUUCAAACCCAUCAAAUUCCUCCAAACCCUAUCUAUGGCAGAGUCUCGACAACCCAGGAAACACGUGGCUCCCCGGUGGGAAAAUCUCUUACAACGAAAGAACACAAACGAAGCAGCUUCUUACAUCAUGGAAAAAUCUGGACGAUCCUGCCCCUGGCCUUUUCUCCCUCGAGCUCGAUCCAAUCGGGAGUCAGUACAUCAUAAGAUGGAAUCGAAGUAAGCAGUAUUGGACAAGUGGUCCCUGGAACGGUCAUAUUUUCAGUAAAGUCCCCGAAAUGACAUUGAAUUACAUCUACAACUUCACCUACGUCAACACCUCCGACGAGAGCUACUUCACGUAUUCGCUCUACGAUCCGUCGGUCGUGUCGAGAUUCAUCAUGGAUGUUUCCGGGCAGAUCAAGCAGUUGACGUGGGAUAACGUUUAUUCCGAUUGGAAUUUGUUCUGGUCUCAGCCGAGACAGCAGUGCGUGGUGUACGCUUAUUGCGGGGCGUUCGGUACUUGCAACCAGAACUCGAAACCGUUCUGCGAUUGCUUGCCGGGGUUCACGCGUAGAUCGGAGAGCGAUUGGGAUUUGAACGAUUAUUCGGGUGGAUGUGUGAGGGAGAUGAAUUUGCUGCAGUGUGGGAAUAAUGUUACUUCGUCAAACGGGAGAAGAGAUAGAUUCUUGGAACGACCGUAUAUGCGGUUGCCCGAUAAUUCGCGAGCGUCGACUGUUGCGAGUUUGGGAGAGUGUGAAUCGUCUUGCUUGAGUAAUUGCUCUUGUACCGCUUACGCGUACGAUGGGAGUAGUUGUUCGAUUUGGAACGACGAAUUAUUGAAUUUGCAACAACUAAGUGAAGGAGAUGGUAACGGAAGAACGAUAUACGUACGUCUUUCGGGCUCUUCCUCUGUUUUUGGUGGCGGCAAAAACAAGAAUGGGGUUGUAAUCGGUGCUGCUUUGGGUUCUAUUGCGGUUAUUGCAAUCCUAGUGGCGGUUUUGAUAAUAUGGAGAAAGUGGGGGCGAGAAUCGGGUAGUGCUAAAGGGGUGGUGGAGGGUUCUUUGGUGGCGUUUGGAUACAAGGAUUUGCAAAACGCAACCAAGAAUUUCUCAGAUAGGUUGGGCGGAGGAGGGUUCGGUUCCGUCUUCAAAGGGGUUUUGCCCGAUUCGACCGUAAUUGCGGUGAAGAGGCUCGAGAGCGUAAGCCAAGGCGAGAAGCAAUUCCGGACCGAAGUCAGCACAAUCGGUACCAUCCAACACGUAAACCUCGUACGCCUCCGAGGUUUUUGCUCCGAGGGUAGCGACAAGAAGUUGUUGGUGUACGAUUACAUGAAGAACGGCUCGUUGGACUCCCAUCUCUUCCGCUCGAGCGCGUCCGAGGCGGUUGUUGUUUUGUCCUGGAAGACGAGGUACGAGGUUGCGGUGGGGAUCGCGAGGGGUUUGACGUACCUCCACGAGAAGUGUAGGGCCCGCAUCAUCCAUUGCGAUAUAAAGCCCGAGAACAUCCUACUCGACGCCGAUUUUUGCCCAAAGGUGGCCGAUUUCGGAUUGGCGAAGCUCGUGGGCCGCGAUUUUAGUCGGGUGCUCACUACCAUGAGAGGCACGAGAGGCUAUCUCGCACCCGAGUGGAUAUCGGGCGUGGCUAUCACGUCCAAGGCCGACGUUUACAGCUACGGGAUGAUGCUUUUCGAGUUGGUUUCGGGGCGGAGGAAUGCUGACGUGGAGGAUGGGAGGGUUAGGUUUUUCCCGUCGUGGGCGGUGAGUGUGGUGGUGGAUGGCGGCGAUGCGCUCGAGCUGUUGGAUCCUUUGUUGGAGGGGGAUGGUGACGUGGCGGAGGUGGUGAAGGUGUUGAAAGUUGCUUGUUGGUGUAUACAAGAGGAUGAGAGUGUUAGGCCUUCUAUGGGGGUUGUGGUUCAAAUACUCGAAGGGGUUAUCGAUGUCAAUUUGCCUCCGAUUCCGAGAUCGCUACAAGUGUUUGUCGAAAAUGACGAGAAGAUUGUUUUCUUUACGGAUUCGUCUUCGGCGGAGCAGAGUUCGCAGGCGAAGAGCAAUUGUUCGAGUGCUUCGUCGCACUCGAAGACUGUUACUGCAUCAUCUUCGAGUAUUAAUUAGUUAUGUAAGUCUUGAAUACUAGUUUUUUUUUUUUUCUAAAUCAAAUUUAAAUAAAAGAGAAUAUAUAUACAAGGGCUGAAUCAUGUAUUAUAUGUGAAAAAUUAUGGUUAUUCAUGGGUUGUUUCUAAACAACACUCUGCAUUUUUUUUUUCAAUUUGAAUUUUUCA